AGAGAGAGAUCAUUGGCAUAUCUCCGAGAGUGGGAGGAAGUAGUAGGUUCAGUCCGCGCCGAACCGUCGCGAAGCGCGGAUUCAGACACUCAAACUGAUCUGAGUUUUGCCUUUGUCUAUUAUUGAUUUUGCAAUUAUCGCACGAUUGAUCAUCCUUUACACUGGAAAUAACACAACGAAUGUUACUGACAAGACAGACAGCUCGAGAGGAUUUCGUCUGAAAGCUUAAAGUCCAACCACAACGAGACGUCAUGAAGGAGGUCCAGGAGCAGCAGCAGCCGGAGUCAAUGGAAUCCAACGAGUCGGUUUCCGGUUCGAACGAAUAUGCCUAUCGACCGCUCACGACAAAACACAGAAGGGCCGGAAGUACUGGAACAACUGGCGACGAGGAAUACACUACGGACGAGGAUGAACUCUAUACGGAUGAAGCUGAUUGCUCUAUCGGCGCCACGUUACAUCCGCCUCAUCCUAUUCUUAAAUCAGACCUCGCGAGAGCAGCUACGGACCUCUUCGGAUACGCCGCUAAACGCGAGGACGAAGACGAGGAACCUACUAGUCUGUUCGAUGAGGAUGAUAACAAGUUCCUAGGUGAUAGCUCAACCAUACCUACUCCACUAUUCACGUACAACGAAAAGCUACAAGGUGUUCUAUCGAGACAUCGAAAUCCCUCAGAAGAGAAGAAGGCGGUAAAAUCCUGCGAGCUAAAUUCUCACGACUCGAAAGCCUUGGAAUCUACAACUCAAUAUACAAAACCCUUGGAUUUUCGAUUGAAUGCAACUGAAUCUGCGGGAGAAACAAGCGAUGAGAAAAUUGAUAUGAACUCAACAAAGAAUGACAAUUCCCACGAAACAUCGAGAAAAUUUCCUCUUUCUAAAGAUGGAACGUUGGAAGUACCAUCGAAACAAGAAUUACUGUGCGUUCCUAAAAAAACUAACAGCCCACCAUCGCCUACCACGCUGCAAUGGGGAAGAGCAGUGGCCGAAGUAAAAGAACACGCAGUGGCGAAGCUGCAGGAAGAACUUAAAAGAGCUCAUGAGGAAUUGAAAUUGAAAGACGAGGAAGUGGCUAGACUCUCGCGAAUCAGGCAAGACGUAGAAGCCGAGCUCGAAGAACUCACUGCCAGUCUUUUCCAAGAAGCGCAUAAUAUGGUUCGAGAAGCUAAUGUACGCCAAGCAACGGCGGAACGUCUUCUGGAGGAAAGUCGCAUGAAAUCUGAAGUCCUUGCAGCCGAAGUGGCAGCUUUAAAAACUUUGGUGCUCACAUCCACACCGUCAAGGCCCAAUCCUCAUUUGCAUCCUCAAAUCGACACAAAAGGUCGUCUUAAUAAUGGAGAGGAAGGUCAGCAGGGCCUUUUUAUGAAGAAACAUCGAAGAUCGCCGUCGCAUUUUAAUUUAAAAUACGGACGCGAGAAUUCGCCGCCUGAUUCACCGGUAAAGGAGCAAAGGUUGCCAUUAUCUACCGACAAGGAAAUUCUUGAGAAAGAUUGGAAACGAGAACGUGAAAAGGACAAAGAAAGAGAAUGUAAAGAUUUCGGUUUGGAAGUUGAUCCGAGAGUGCAUACAGAGUUUCUUCGAUGGAAGGCGAAUCCUUGCGUUGACAAGAGCGAUUCUUUUGUCGCGAGAGUAUUUAAGGAGGAUAUCGAUUUAUGUCUAGAUUUCCCUAAUAAAGAAUUGGGAGCUAAAGUCAGGCAAGCCGUUCUAGACGGUAUUAUUUUUAUCGAGGCGGUCAGCGACAAAACAAAACUCGCUUUUCCCAAAAAAUGCGCGUUGUUAGAGUCACCACGACAAUGCCAUUAUCGUAUGCGACUUGGUGAUCAAGAGAAUCAAUGGCACUGCAUUUCGCAGAUUUGUCGCAAUCGAAUUAUAGCGGUCUGUGAUUUUCUUAAUUAUCUGAGAUACGUGGAGCGCGGCCUCGUCAAAAGCUCAGUUCAUGAUGUUUAUUGGGAAAUCACGCGGCUAAGAAAAGAAAUGGUUUUUGCACGAUUGGGCCUGGCAUUGUCAUCCUGAGGUACGCGCAGACGAGAUGUUAUUUAGUCUCGAAUUAAUUAGCCAGGGAUUUUUGGGAGAAUCAAUCGUGCAGAUUGUGUAAUUUUUUGACAUAAUUUAGCGACGAUAUCGUCGAUCAUCGGCCUUUUGCCUAGCAAAGGUGAUAAUAAUAUCACUUCAGAGAUAUUUAGAGAGAGAGAGAGACAGUCUCUCUAAUUCUGUCAAAUAAUUCCGACGAUAAUGUUUCCAAGAAAUUUAUAUGUUGUUGAAGAGGCUACAUCAUAUUUAUGAAAAACAUGUAAUUUAUUCUCAUGGAACUUUCUUCUCUUUUUAAUAUCUCAUAACGCGAUCAAUGGAUUAACUCUGCAUUAACUUAUUUCUGCGUCUUUACACACGUACAAUUACUCAGGAUUAGAUUUGACACUAAGUUCCAGUAAAAGAAGCGUCAUUUUUGCCGCACAUGAAUUUCUUUGAAAUAUUAAUGCCCUCUAUGGUAGAUCUUAGGUUUAGUUGUUUGCAAACGAGUUAAGAGGCGACAAUGAAGCUGAUUACAAGGCUGUGAAUGAUCUUGACAUGCGGUUGAUAUCCGAUGAUACUCCUAUUAUGAAAAGUGUAAAUAAUAGAAGAGAUUUUUGAGAUAUUGUAUCAUGUUUUUUCUCAAGUUUAACUAGUUUAACAUCGUCGAACUUAUCGUUAGACUCGUGUAAAUUACAACGUUCAACAAUUAAAUUUUAACAUGUGAAUUACAACAGUUCAAUAACAAUUUUGAAUCUAUUGACAUUUAUGAGAUAGUUGAUAGUUAACAAUCACAUUAUAGAAAAUGAAAUAUUAUGAAAUUACAUUAUAUCAUGGAUUGGUAUUAACAAGGAAGAGAA
Camponotus floridanus (Florida carpenter ant) is the source of this 2860-nucleotide messenger RNA. RefSeq names its product guanine nucleotide exchange factor for Rab-3A. Gene Ontology annotation, cellular component: Golgi to plasma membrane transport vesicle. The transcript is spliced from 9 exons. Bases 252 to 2006 code for a protein of 584 amino acids. The record is from RefSeq and is a predicted model, not a curated record. Lineage: Eukaryota; Metazoa; Arthropoda; Insecta; Hymenoptera; Formicidae. Gene Ontology annotation, biological process: exocytosis. Gene Ontology annotation, molecular function: guanyl-nucleotide exchange factor activity.